Messenger RNA from Labeo rohita (rohu), 599 nucleotides. Its product is annotated as protein krueppel. Lineage: Eukaryota; Metazoa; Chordata; Actinopteri; Cypriniformes; Cyprinidae. Bases 127 to 522 code for a protein of 131 amino acids. The record is from RefSeq and is a predicted model, not a curated record. Gene Ontology annotation, biological process: regulation of transcription by RNA polymerase II. Gene Ontology annotation, molecular function: RNA polymerase II cis-regulatory region sequence-specific DNA binding; DNA-binding transcription factor activity, RNA polymerase II-specific. The transcript has 2 exons.
CUGAAGGCACACCUGACAGUUCAUACGAAGGAAAAGCCAUAUUCAUGUUCUGAGUGUGGAAAGCGUUUUUCACUGCCACAAACUCUAUAUGUUCAUCAGAAAACACAUACUGGUGUGAGAGAGUACAUGUGCUUUCAGUGUGAAAAGACUUUUACUUCAGCAAACUAUUUAAAACAGCACCAGAGAAUUCACACCGGAGAAAAGCCUUACAAGUGUUCACACUGUGACAAGAGAUUCAUUCAGUCAGAAAAUCUGAAAACACAUGAGAGGAUCCACAGUGAAGACAAACCAUACAAGUGUUCACACUGUGACAAGAGAUUCAGACAGCCAGCAUAUCUAAAAGCACACGAGAUGAUCCACAGCGGAGAGAAGCCGUACACGUGUGAUCAAUGUGGGAAGUGUUUCGCUAUGAAAAGUUACCUGAAGAUACACAAAAAGAUCCAUGCAGUGGAGAAACCAAGUCAACACAAUCUGAAAUCACAAUGCUCUGUCGUUGUGAAAAGUAUUUGGCGCGUUUUUUGAUCAUCUACAGUUGGAGGCCGAUGACGUCACUGCUCACGCGUCCUUCCCCUCAUUUAGUUAGUGUGGAGUCCGCUGAG